Messenger RNA from Adineta steineri, 1338 nucleotides. NCBI's taxonomy places the organism in Eukaryota, Metazoa, Rotifera, Eurotatoria, Adinetida, Adinetidae. The record is from the annotation of a GenBank genome assembly.
AUGUCAACACAAUCUUGUGCGAUUUGUGGACCAAAACGUACUUCACGUGCUCUUUGUAAUUGUUGUAAAGAAUAUUUAUGUCUUGAUCAUUUGAAAGAACAUGAUGAUUUAUUAAAUGCACAACUUGAACCUUUGACUGAUAAUAUAAAUCAACUUGCUGAUCGGCUACAACAAGUUAAUGUUGAUUCUCUUGUUCAACCAAUACGUAUUCAAUUAGAUCAAUGGAAACAAGAAGCUUUUCAAUCCAUUGAACGUAUUUAUGAACAGAAAUCUAAUGAAUUAAAUGAAUUAAUUAGUAAAAAACUUAAUCAAUUACGUCAAGAAACUGAACAAAUUCAAACCAGAAUUGCACAAGUUAUUCAUAAUCAUGAUGCAAGCAAUGAACAAAUUGAUGUUUUCGUUAAAACAAUACAAAAUCUUGAAAAAGAAACUACUGAUAUAGAUAUUAAACCAAUUAAUAUUAAUAUUCGUCCAUUAAUUCUUGAAGAUAAUUAUAUUAUUUUUAAUGUGGAAGAGCAAAUUAAUAAUAAUGAUGAACUAAUAUUGUCACCUAUUCUUCAAACAAUUGCUUCAUCUGCAAAUGACGUUGAUUGUAUAGCUUGUAAUGAUACUUAUAUAUUACUUCAUCAUCACCCAACAUUAUGUUUAUAUGAUUUUAAUUUAAAUCUUAUUAAACAAACUCAUCCUUAUCCCGAUAUGUCUAUUGCUGAUAUGUGUUGGUCAUUGGCAUUAGAUCGUUUUGUUAUUCUUACAGACUAUGAUGUUUUUGUUUUGAAUGAUAAAACAAUGAGUUUAGAAAAAAGGGAUAUUCGAACUCGUAAGAAAGGUCAUUGGCAUAGUAUAACAUGUUCAUUGGAACAUUUAUAUUUAACAGCAUAUAAAUGGGGUACUAAUGCUUAUCAAUUUAAUAUUCGUCCAUCAUCAUUUGUCUUCAAUCGAAAAUGGACAUCACCUACAACAUGCGUAAAAGAUGAAAGUAUUGAUCAUUUUUUACAUAAUAAUAAUAAUAAUCAAAUAGCUAUGAUUGUACAAAAUCGAAUAAAUAAUAAUAAACAUUUUCAAUUAAGAUCUGAUCAAACAUUACAAUGUAUAUGGUCAAUUGAACUUAAACAAUGUCAAAUGACAGUACAUCGAAAUAGAUUUUGUUCGAUUCGAGAAAAUGAAUGGUUAAUUAUUGAUUCAAAUCAAUCACAUUUAUUAUAUAUUUCGCGAGAUGGAGCAUUUAAACAAAUAGUUGAUUAUAAUUUUAAUCAACCACCACGUCGUGCUUUUCAAAAUAAAUCAAAUUUUCUACUAGUUACAACAAAUCAUUCCGUUAAUUUACAUCAAUUAUUAUAA